Molecule: messenger RNA, 5127 nt
Organism: Strongylocentrotus purpuratus (purple sea urchin)
Lineage: Eukaryota; Metazoa; Echinodermata; Echinoidea; Camarodonta; Strongylocentrotidae
Product: hypoxia up-regulated protein 1
Exons: 21
Coding region: 138-3479 (1113 amino acids)
Biological process (GO): endoplasmic reticulum unfolded protein response; negative regulation of hypoxia-induced intrinsic apoptotic signaling pathway; cellular response to hypoxia
Cellular component (GO): endoplasmic reticulum chaperone complex
Molecular function (GO): ATP-dependent protein folding chaperone; ATP binding
Source: RefSeq, a predicted model, not a curated record
GUACACGUUCACUUAACAUGUGUUAGCAAAGAGACAGCGAAAGAGAAAAGAGAGACACCGGCGAAUCGGGAACAUAGUGUUUUUUACUUGAUCAUUCUCUGAGAUUCACUAGAAGCGAGAUAUAAAUUGCAAGAGUUAUGCAGUCGUCCAGCAUCGUUGGACUGCUGUCUGCGGUCACUCUGGCCGUAUUGGCCGGUCAUCCUCAGCUGACCAAUGGUCUGGCAGUAAUGUCCAUUGACCUCGGAAGUGAAUGGAUCAAGGUGGCCGUGGUCAAACCAGGAAUACCUAUGGAGAUUGUACUUAACAAAGAGAGUCGCAGGAAAACACCGGUAUCAAUAACCGUGAGAGAUGACGAGACGCUUUAUGGAGACCCAGCCCUAUCCUUGGGUGUGAGAUAUCCCAAGAGUAACUACUACUACCUCCAAGAUCUGUUAGCCAAACCUUUAGAGAACCCACUCGUCAAGUUACAUCAGAAUAGAUUCCCUUUCUAUGAGCUAGGACAAGAUGAAGACAGAGGCACCGUUUUCUUCAAGCACAAUGAUGAUGUCAUCUUUCAUCCAGAAGAGCUGCUGGCCAUUGCCCUCAAUAAAUCGAGAGAAAGUGCUGAAACAUUUGCCGAGCAAAUGGUGAGAGAUGCAGUGAUCACCGUGCCAGCCUUCUUCAACCAAGCCGAGAGGAGAGCCGUACUUUAUGCUGCUGAACUAGCUGGUCUUAGAGUGCUGCAGCUUAUGAAUGCAAAUACCGCAGUUGCACUGAACUACGGAGCCUUCCGUCGUAAGGACUUCAAUGCCACGCCUCACAAUAUCAUGUUCUAUGACAUGGGAGCUGGCAGUACGACCGCUACCAUCGUCAGUUAUCAGCUGGUCAAGACUAAGGAAAGAGGCAAAGAGGAAACCAAUCCACAGUUAGCCAUCAAGGGAGUUGGAUUUGAUCGUACACUUGGUGGGUUGGAGUGGGAGAUCCGCCUUCAGAAGCAUCUCGCGGAGAUGUUCAACCAGCAGGGCAAGACGACCAACAAGGUAGAGACGUCCAACAGAUCCAUGGCUAAACUACUCAAGGAAGCCAAGAGGGUGAAGAAGGUCCUCAGUGCCAACAAUGACAUCACCUCACAGAUUGAAGGUCUGCUUGAUGACAAGGACUUCAAAGGUCAUGUGAGCAGAGCAGAGCUGGAGAAGAUGACCUCUGACCUCUUCGAGAGGGUCGGCGGACCAGUGGAGAGGGCGCUGAAGUCAUCAGAAAUGACAAUGGACGAGAUUGACCAGAUCAUUCUUGUCGGUGGUGGAACAAGGAUUCCAAAAGUCCAGGAAACGCUCUUGAAAGUAACAGGAAAGAAGGAGCUUGGUAAGAGCAUCAACGCUGACGAAGCGGCGGCGCUCGGGGCAGUCUACCACGCGGCCCAUCUUAGCAAGGGAUUCAAGGUUAAGAAGUUCCUCAUCAAGGAUGCUAAUGUCUUUCCCAUUCAGGUGGAAUUUGAGCGUGAUCUUGUAGACGAUGACGGUCGGGAGAUCACCCGUAUCGUCAAGAGAACGCUGUUUGGCAUCGCCAAUCCCUACCCACAGAAGAAGGUCAUGACCUUUAACAGGCACUAUGACGACUUUGCCAUCAAUGUCAACUAUGGUGACCUUGAAAGGGUCAUGAGCGAGGAUGACCUUGAUGCAUUUGGAGUUCGCAAGCUGCUUGAGGUCAAUCUGAAAGGGGUCAAGGAAGCGAUCGAGAAGAACCCUGGCUCAGAUAACAAAGGAAUCAAAGCUCACUUCAGGAUCGAUGAGAGCGGAAUCUUCCAUUUAGAUACGGUGGAAUCGGUGUUUGAAACUACCAAGAAUGUAACUGAGACAACUGAAGAAGAGCAGUCCACAUUAGCAAAGUUGGGAAGCACCAUCAGUCGUUUUUUCUCCGGUGGUUCUAACGCCGAUGAAGACGAUGAUACUCAGACAGAGACGGAGGAAAAUGGAGAAGAAGAAGGAGAAGGAGAAGCAGAAGCAGAACAGGAAGAGAAGACUGAUGACACUCCACCAGAGGGGGAGAAGGAAGAAGAUGGAACAGCCCCAGAGCAGCAGGAGGAAAAUGGCGAGCAACCAGCUGGGGAAGAGACUACUGAUAAAGCUCCACAGGAACAGGAAGCUGCAGAUGCUGAAGGGAAGGAAGGGAAAGAGGAGAAGGAGGAGGAGACAGAGAAGGAGACCGAGGAGGAGGAGGAAAAGUCAGAUGCAGAUACAGAGAAGAAAACAGAGGAAGGAGAGAAGGAAAGCUCCGAAGAUGAAGGAGAGAAGAAGAGCUCUGAAGAUGAAGGAGAGAAGAAGGAAGAAGAGUCAAAGGAUGAAGCGCCAAAGGAAGAGGAGAAGAAGGAGACCAAGCCCAAGAUUGUGACCAAGAAAGAGAACAUCACGGUGGAGAUCCAGGUCCUAGAUCUCAACGAGCCCACCAAGGCCAGCAAGAAGGCCUCAAGGAACAAAUUGAAGCAACUUAGGAAGAAGGAGGAGGAGCGCUAUGAGAGAGAGCAGGCCCUUAAUAAUUUGGAAUCCUUCAUCUUUGGCGCCCAAGAUAAGCUUUAUAACGAGGAUUACGAGAAGUGCUCAACAGAAGAGAGCAGAGAAGAGAUGAGAGCUACACUCAGCGAGGCGUCUGAUUGGCUAUAUGAUCAAGAGCCCGAUGUUCCGGUCCAGGCAUACAAAGACAAACUCAAGGCACUGAAGAAAAUGCUUAAGAGCCUGGAAUACCGGGUUGAACAGCUACGACUUCGACCCACCGCCAUCAAGGCCGCCAAAUCAGCCCUUAAUGUCUCCUAUCACUUCAUGCUAGCCGCAAAGAACGUCACCGGCGAGGACUUACUCUACACGGAAACGGAAUUCGGUCUUCUGGAGAAAGCCUACAAUGACACUAAUCUUUUUUUCACCACGAAAAUGGAAGAGCAGAAAAGAACAGCUCUCACCGAGAAACCAGCUUGGGUCGUUUCAGAACUAGAAGAGAAGCUGAUCAGUCUCGAGAGGGAGGUGAGGUACCUCGUCGGUAAGGCCAAGUCAACGCCAAAGCCGAAGAAGAAGAAGAAGGUGGAUAAGAAGAAAAAGACGACGAAUUCAACAGCGACGGAUGAGGGGAACGCUGAGGGAGAGAAAGAUGGGGAGAAAGAAGAAAAGGAAAAAGUUGUUAUACCUCCCCCUGAGGAGGGAGAGGGCGCCACUGAGAAUGCACAGGAGGAGGCUCCUGAUACAGUAGAGGUGGAAGGGGGUGAGGAGCAGGCACAGGAAGAGCCAACUGAACCCACACCCACUGGGGAGGAGGAGCAAACACCAGAAGAGCCUACUGAACCCACACCCACUGGGGAGGAAGAGGAAACACCAGAAGAGCCUUUACAAUUAGAAGCACCCGUGGAAGAGGCCACAGAGUCGACGCAAGAAGAGGCUGCGCCUACAGAAGAAACUACUACCACAGAAGGAGCAAAAAGCCAGGCCGAACAUUCACAUAAAAACGGGGAUUUGUAGCAGUAGUUAAUGUACUUGUAAGAGUAUCAGGAUUUAUCAUGAAGUGUGUUCACAAAGUACAAGAUUUCAUGUGUUUCCUAAAACAUUUUUAUGGCAGUUUGUGUGGAAUAACCAAUACCGGUAUGUUGAAGAGCAUGGGUCCUAAUACACUUCUUUGGGGUAUUCCAGAUGUAGUUAUUGCAGUUUGUUAAUGUUCAAGAUUAUUGGUCCAAAUGAAAUCUUGUGAGUCUCUUGAGGUGUUCUGGAUGUAGUUAUGACAGUUCAUAUGAAGUAACGCUUAUGUUGUAUAAUACUGGUCCUAAUACACACCCUUGAGGUAUCACAGAUGUAGUUGCAAUCCUGAGAGAAGAGGUACCUUUGAAACUUGGUACUAUAUGUACAAUGUAUGAAUUGAAUGAAUUGUAGAAGUUGUGAUGGUAACAUCACAUAUUUGGAAAUGCACCAUGGAGACAUUUACUGUAAAACCAGAAAAUGUAAUGUGCAUGUAAAGUUGUGAAUUUCAAUUGGCUUAGAUUUAAAAAACACUUUGUGAUGCGAAAUAAUUAAAUCACAACUGACAAACUCUGAAUUUGUGCAAUUCAAAAAAGUUUCUUGCGGGUAAAGUUGCACAUUGCAAAAGUUUGAUCUUACAAUAAUGAUAUGCACAUUUUCUGCUGUCCCUAAAUAUAUAUUUAAGAUGAUGAUGUGCUUGGCGGUAGAGGAUGGAUCAAAAACUUUAUAGUUUCCCUGUUUUGUAAAAUACUAGACGAUGAAAUACUUCAAGGAACACACUUCAUGGUAAAGAAAAUCUGUAAAGGUGGAACAUUUUGCAUGACCGAUUCUUUUAUUUUGAGUAUGGUACCACAAAACAUGAUGAGUAAUUUUGCUAAAAGCCUUGUAGCGUGUAUGCGACCGUUAAUCAAGAGUUGCUCUGCAUUCACUUCCUUACCUUCUCACUAUUGUAAUAAUAUAAAGAUCAAAUUCCAGUAAUAUUUAUCACAAUCAGUUUAUUGAUCUCAAACUAUGUUUCUACUUAAAUCUGUAAUUAUCUGGGUUUUUCAAGGCUUUUUUUAAUAUAGCUUCUUAGUGCUCUUACAGCUUUUCAAAAUGUAAACCGUUUGGAUUCAUGUUCAUCUAUAAAGCUACAAAAUUACGUCGCUCAAAAUGUUCCACGCUUACAGCUAGUACUUGACCAAAAGAUUGAAGAAGUGCUUAAAUAUAUGUUUUGUAUGUUGCACGGUACGUGUGAGAAAUGAAUUUGUGUGUUGGAAUUAUGGAUACUAUUUAUGAAUAGAAUUGUGGUUACUACUGUUCACUUUGAGUGAAAAUGUUACUAAAAUAGAAUAUUAAUAGACGCACAGAUUUGUUCAAUGUUUUGCACAAAACUAUUUCCUAAUUGAUUUAUGUGUUAAAAUUUGCUUUAAUAUGAGCUAUGAUUAUUGUUUUGUUUUGUUGCAUUUUCAUACAGAUAUAGGGCACCAUUCUGAUAUGUUUGGGUGUAAAUGUUCUGAUUUAUUUAUAUGUCUGUGUGUAAACUCUAAUGGGUAGUGGAGGGCUAGGCAAUGAGGAGAUUCAUUUGUUUAAACUAAUUUUUAGGAAUUAUGAACAAUUCAAGAAUGCAAUUAUCAUUAGUGCUUUUUGAGCACAUUGAUUUUUCUUCAUUAUUUCU